This is a messenger RNA of Impatiens glandulifera, 1401 nucleotides long. RefSeq lists its product as uncharacterized. Bases 1 to 1401 code for a protein of 466 amino acids. The transcript is spliced from 2 exons. NCBI's taxonomy places the organism in Eukaryota, Viridiplantae, Streptophyta, Magnoliopsida, Ericales, Balsaminaceae. Gene Ontology annotation, molecular function: deSUMOylase activity. Gene Ontology annotation, cellular component: nucleus. Gene Ontology annotation, biological process: protein desumoylation. The record is from RefSeq and is a predicted model, not a curated record.
AUGCAGGAGACUGUGGGGGAUGAUGAGAAGGUGAAUGAUGGGAAUGAUGGGAAGAAAGACGAUGUAAAGGAGGACGAUGAGAAGGUGGAGGAUGAACAAAAAGAUGACGGUGAGAAGGUGGAGGACGAACAGAAGGUGGAGAACGAUGAGAAGGUGGAUGAUGAUGAGAAGAUGGAUGAGGCUAAGGUGGAGGACGGUGAGAAGGUGGAGGAUGAACGAAAAGAGAACGAUGCGAAGGUGGAGGACGUAAAGAUGGAGGAUGAGGCUAAAGUGGAGGACGGUGAGAAGCUGGAUGGUGUGGCUAAGGUGGAUGAUGUGGAGGUUGAUCUGAAACUGAAGGUGAAGGAUUUGAAAGUGAAGGUGAAGGAUGAGAAGAGUGUGGAUGUGAAGGCACAGACAAAUGAGGAAAUUAUGGGAGGAGAUGACAAUGAUGACAAUGAUGAUUUCCAGUUAUACAAUACUCCUCCUAAAGGAAAAUAUGGGAGGAGAGUGAGGAAGCCGAAAAAAGAUGAAUCGUACAUCAACCCUUCCUUGUCAAAAAUGCCCAAGACAAAGGAUCCAAUGAAAGUGAAUCACCUUCAAAAAUUUGAAGAUGAGCUGCUGGAUAAAGUAAAGGCGUGGUUGGUUGAUCCAGAAACCGACAAUUUGACAACGGAUGUACAUACUUGCCAAGCAAAGAAGGAUGUGUUUGUUAGAGUUUUAACAAGGUUGACAUGGCUUGAAGACACUGAAAUCGAUGCAUUCUGCCAUCUUUUGCGGAAAAGGAUUUCCUACUAUCCCAAGACAUAUAAAAAUUCACAUGUGGCAAUUGGGGAUUGCUUAUUGGCGGACAGAAUUAGGCGAGAGCACAUGACUUUUAUUAAGGAUCCUGCUAACUAUCCAGUCGCCGAAUUCAAAGACUAUUACAUGGCAUCACCACAUAGAUAUAUGCCAGAAUGGUCAACAAUUGACGAUGUCUACAUGCCUGUGAACAUUAACAACAAACACUGGAUUUUGUGUGUAGCACGUCUUCAAAAGUACCGCAUUGACGUGUACGUCUAUGAUGCCUAUCUUUAUAAGAAUCUGGAUCCUUAUUUGAAACCCUUCUGCGACAUGAUUCCACAUAUAUUCGCAAAGACAAUCACUCCUGGUGAGAUGGUAAGGUAUCCUAAAUUCAACUUCGAAGGCCCCAUCCAACCAAUGACUUACAAACGGUUACCACACCCCAAAGUGAAAACCGCUGCAGCUAAGGUUGGAGAAGUCCCACGGGCAACAGAGAGCGGGGACUGUGGGGUCUUCACGCUAAUGUACAUGGAACACUUGACCGCUAAUCAAGCCGUGCACAAUGUGACCUCAGAAAACAUGGAGUUUUUUAGGCAGAAGAUGGCGGUCAGGUUAUUCCAUCAGAUUAUCGAACCUUAG